AUGCAGCAGAACUCGAGAGGCGACACCGAGCAGAGCGGUAAGCGCCAAUCGAUCGGCAAGAGGAAGCUUUCUGAAUCGCAACAAACCAUCUCCGAGCUCCUCUGUCAGAGUCACUCACCCGACCGCCUUGAUUCACAACCCCAUAAGCGUUCUCGCCUGUCAUCGUCUCCCUCACGCCCUUCAACCCAAACCAACCCGCAUACGAUGCAUCCGAUCUCCGGUUCCCCGGCUAAAAACGGCGCGCCUAGUCGGGGAGUGUCUGGGCCAAAUGGUCCCAUCAGAUCCCAAGGCUUGAACACUAAUGCCCGUCAAAACAACUUUUCUCCUCAUACCGGUGCGAAAAAGCUCGUCGUUAAGAACCUUCGUACCGGACCGCGGCUGAACCAGGAAUCAUAUUUCGAUAAGGUGUGGUCGCAGUUGGAUGCGGCUUUAACGGCUAUUUUUGAUGGCAGGAAACCAGAGAGCUCGCUGGAAGAGCUAUACAAAGGCGGGGAAAAUGUGUGUCGCCAGGAGCGGGCAGCUUUGCUGGCGAAGAAGCUUCAGGAUCGAUGCAGGGAGUUUGUUAGUGGGACAAUGCGGACGAAUCUUGUUACGAGAGCUGGAGGUAGCACUGACGUCGCUACAUUGCGGGCAGUGAUUGAGGCAUGGUCGGCCUGGCACUCGAAACUAGUUACUGUUCGCUGGAUCUUCUAUUAUCUCGACCAGUCAUUCCUCUUGCAUUCCAAAGAACAACCGGUGAUCCGUGAAAUGGGGUUGAUUCAAUUCCGGUCGCACAUCUUCUCCGAUGCCAGUCUGAAGCCGAAGAUAUUGAAGGGAGCAUAUGAUUUGAUCGAGGCGGAUCGAGGCGGAUCUACAAAGACAUUGGCCGAUUCAACUUUGCUAAGAGAGGCCAUCGAGCUUUUCCACAGCCUCGAUGUUUAUGGAAGUGACUUUGAGCCUUUAUUCAUGGUAAAGACCGAGGAGUUUGUGAAGGAGUGGUCGGUACAACAAGCAGCAGGAUCCCUGGCUUCAUAUGUCGAAAAUGCUCACCGGUUGAUCGAAGGCGAAGUAGAACGAUGUGGGCUGUUCUCUUUCAACCGAAGCACAAAGCUCAAACUAUCCGAGCUCUUGGAUGAGUCUCUAGUUACACAACAAACAGACGUGUUGACCAACGAAGACGAAGUGCUUGGCUUGAUGCGAGCUGGUGAUAAGAACGCCUUGAAACAACUAUACGGUCUGCUUGACCGGCGCGAUCUUACCCUCCGAUUGAAGCCUGCAUUUAGGAAGUAUAUCAUCGAGGAGGGUGAGAGCAUUGUGUUUGACCAAGACAAGGAGGUCGACAUGGUCGUCCACCUGCUUCAGUUUAAGCAAAAGGUUGAUGAUAUUUUGUCUAAUGCUUUCGAGUCGAAUGAGGAACUGGGUCACACGCUUCGCGAAGCCUUUGGUGCAUUUAUGAACCGUGGCAAGAAGAUGGACUCCACGGGUGGCACUGACAACCCCAAGUCUGGUGAAAUGAUCGCCAAAUACGUGGAUAGGCUGCUUAAGGGUGGUUAUAAGCUACCACCCGGCCGUAAUCCGGAGGAAGUAACCCUGAUGUCCGACGAUGCAGAGCUCGAUCGACAGCUUGAUCAAGUUCUAGAUCUCUUCCGUUUCGUGCAUGGAAAGGCUGUCUUCGAAGCCUUCUACAAGAACGACCUUGCUCGACGUCUCUUGAUGAAACGAAGCGCGAGCAAUGAUGCGGAAAAGAGCAUGUUAGCUCGUUUGAAGAACGAAUGCGGGUCUAGCUUCACUCAUAACCUCGAGUCCAUGUUCAAUGACAUGGACACAGCUAACGAUGAAAUGGCGGCCUUCAGACGGUCUCAGCAGGAGGACCGGAAAGGCCGGUUUGAAUUUGAAGUCGCCGUACUCUCUGCCGCCUCCUGGCCGACAUAUCCCGACGUCCCCGUACGGAUUCCAUCGAAGAUUGCACGCUCGAUCAGCAAAUUCGAGACAUUCUACCACAGCAAACAUACAGGGCGCAAGCUCACCUGGAAACACCAACUGGCGCAUUGUCAGCUGACUGCAAACUUCCCCCAGGGCAAGAAGAACCUGGUCGUCAGCUCGUUCCAGGCGAUUGUACUGCUCCUCUUUAACGAUAUCCCCGAUGGCGAGAGCAUGUCGUAUCCCCAGAUCCAAGAGGCAACUGGAUUGUCGGACCCGGAAUUGAAACGAACACUCCAGUCUCUCGCAUGUGCCAAGUACCGAGUCUUAUCCAAGAACCCCAAGGGCAAGGAUGUGAACUCCAGCGACCAAUUCUCAUACAACGCUAAUUUCAGCGACAAGCAACUGCGCAUCAAGAUCAACCAGAUUCAGCUAAAGGAGACUAAAGAGGAGACCAAGACCACGCACGAGCGGGUUGCGGCUGAUCGUCAUUUCGAGACGCAGGCUGCCAUCGUGCGCAUUAUGAAGAGCCGCAAAAACCUCAGUCAUGCCGAGCUGAUUGCGGAGGUUAUCAAUGCCACUAAGACACGGGGUGUUCUUCAGCCUGCUGAGAUUAAGGGAGAGAUUGAGAAGUUGAUCGAGAAAGAAUACAUCGAGCGCAAAGAAGGCACUAAUCAAUACAGCUACGUGUCAUAG
Messenger RNA from Penicillium coprophilum, 2595 nucleotides. Its product is annotated as cullin family protein. The transcript has 5 exons. The record is from RefSeq and is a predicted model, not a curated record. Bases 1 to 2595 code for a protein of 864 amino acids. Gene Ontology annotation, biological process: ubiquitin-dependent protein catabolic process; DNA damage response; protein ubiquitination. NCBI's taxonomy places the organism in Eukaryota, Fungi, Ascomycota, Eurotiomycetes, Eurotiales, Aspergillaceae. Gene Ontology annotation, molecular function: ubiquitin protein ligase binding. Gene Ontology annotation, cellular component: Cul4-RING E3 ubiquitin ligase complex.